Messenger RNA from Gryllus bimaculatus (two-spotted cricket), 562 nucleotides. Lineage: Eukaryota; Metazoa; Arthropoda; Insecta; Orthoptera; Gryllidae. The record is from the annotation of a GenBank genome assembly.
AUGGGGAAACUGAGUCAUUGGAACUACAAUAGUACAGCAUCGACGGUGAAGCCUCAAGGUUUGAUUGCGCAAGAAGAGCACAUUGCUUUGGAAGGGAGCGCGGUCGUGGUGGCAUGUCUGCUACCAACGGAUCGUAUUGUUACCCAGGGUAAUUUGGCAGGCAUGUCCGGUAGUGGACCUCCAACUGGAAUUUGCAGAGGCGUAAUGUCAAAAGCAGUCAUAUCAUCUUCACCACCUCCUUCAUCAUCAUAAUUAAUGAUGUUUUCGCGCACAUCAUCAUCUGGACCAGGAUAUUUAAUGUGUGCUUCUCUCCUUCGAUUGUAGACAACAAACACCAGGACCAGAACUAAAAAAGAAAAUAUUAUUGAAUAUCUUCCCAAUUAAGUUUAUAUAUUUAAAGAAAUUCAGUUAUUUUUAUAAAUUUUUAAGAAUUUAGUUCCAUAUCAUUGUAAAUCAAAAUAUUCUCUACAAAUGUAAAUACAACUAAGAAGAAAAAAGUAAUUUUGAAUGUCACCUGCUAAUGGUUUAACAUGCAAUACAACAGGGAAUAAAGAAAGUUUUG